Uloborus diversus is the source of this 995-nucleotide messenger RNA. RefSeq names its product protein lethal(2)essential for life-like. The coding region runs from base 263 to 784 and encodes 173 amino acids. The record is from RefSeq and is a predicted model, not a curated record. The transcript has a single exon. Gene Ontology annotation, molecular function: protein folding chaperone. NCBI's taxonomy places the organism in Eukaryota, Metazoa, Arthropoda, Arachnida, Araneae, Uloboridae. Gene Ontology annotation, biological process: response to heat; protein refolding.
ACGUAUUUAAAGAGAAACGUGACAGCUUGCCGGCAGAUUUCUGUUCGACUGCAGCUGAUAUUUACUUCCUGAGCGCGUUAGCUCUCUACGAGUGCUUUAUUGUGGUUUCGAACGAUUUGACUGAAUAUUUUUCGUGAUUGUGCUUACACAAGUUCCUGUAUUUUCAAACAAUUUGGCAGAAAUUUCUUCCUGAUAGUGUGUGCUGUUAGCGAGUUCUGCAUUGUGUUUUGGAACGAUUUGAGUGCUUAUUUUGACGUUCGCCAUGGCAUUCGCUUUGAUUCCUAGCCUGCUUGGAAGAGAUUGGUGGAACACAUGGGAUUAUCCACGAUACAUCGUAGACCAGUUCUUCGGAAAUCCUAUCUUCGAACAGGAUUUAAUGCAGCCUUCUCUAGUCCGUGGUUUCCUCGUUCGACCCCGUACGCAAGCCAGCAAGGACGCGUCUGGGAAAUCCGAGGUGAAAAAUGACGACAAACAGUUGGAGAUUGCCCUGAAUGUGUCCCAGUUCAAACCGGAGGAAUUGGAGGUGAAAAUUGUGAAUAACUUUAUUGUCAUCCAUGCCAAACACGAGGAAAAAAGUGACGAGCAUGGCUUCAUUUCGCGAGAAUUCACGCGCAAGUAUAUGUUGCCCACCGGUUGUGAAGAAGAAAAAGUAACGUCUUCACUUAGUCCUGAAGGAAUUUUGACCAUCAUCGCCCCUAAAAAAGCCAUUGAGGACAAACCUGCUGAAGAAAGAAAUGUUCCAAUUGCUCAAAGUGAUACCAAAGCUGUGGAAGGUGAGAAAUGAACUUUAUAAACUUUCUAGGAACUUUUCUUAAAUUUUUGUGGGCAGAUUUUGAACUUUAAAAUCAUGGAACUGCACAUUUCUUGAUUUGUUCUAAGCUGUAAAUGCUGAAAGUGCUCAUUGUGCCAUGUAGAAAUAUUUGGCUGCUAUGGUUAUCGUUGUGACUAAUCUUUAGUUCCUUUUUUUCUAAUGUGAUAAUUUUUUAAUAAAAGUA